Enterospora canceri is the source of this 630-nucleotide messenger RNA. The record is from the annotation of a GenBank genome assembly. NCBI's taxonomy places the organism in Eukaryota, Fungi, Microsporidia, Enterocytozoonidae.
AUGAACUACUUAAUUAUUGUGAAAGCUGCUAUCUAUUUCGAAAGGAUAAGAAAUAAGGAGAGGGAGUACAUUCAACACAGGGAUACGUAUAAAAAAGAGGUGGAAAUGAUUGAAAUAGACUCUUGUGCCUUUAAAAGUGAUCCGCUUGAAGUGAGUUACGCUGAAUUUGAGAAAUUAUAUCGAUUUUUUAUUUUCAGGUACAAUAACUAUAAUUCAACUGAAGACGGUACAACAAAGAAGUUAAAACAUAUGUCUCACAGAUUACCAAAGGUAAUUGAUUUAUUGGAAGAGAGAUAUAAUAAAGGCAAUGAUGGCACUAAAUACAAAACAAGAACAGAAAUAUACGUUCAAUUAUACAAGUGUUUGAUGCUGAUGCUAGAUGUUGAUUUAUAUAUCACAAGAAGAGAUGCAUUAGUUAAUCAGGCUGCAUUUUUAAAGAAAGCAUAUCUCAAGCAUAUUUUCAAGGUUAGUAACUUAGAUGCUACGAGAAUAAUAAGAGCCCAUAACGCACUUAAAGCGUCCAUUUAUUUAUUUAUUGGAUUAAAAGCGAAGUAUGAGACGUAUAAAAAGAGUAUAAAAAGACUUAAGUCUAUUAUUGAUGUAAUUGAUCAACAGUACAGCGGACAAUAA